Messenger RNA from Astyanax mexicanus (Mexican tetra), 1006 nucleotides. RefSeq lists its product as uncharacterized. The record is from RefSeq and is a predicted model, not a curated record. The coding region runs from base 68 to 559 and encodes 163 amino acids. The transcript has 2 exons. Lineage: Eukaryota; Metazoa; Chordata; Actinopteri; Characiformes; Acestrorhamphidae.
AGAUGCCUGAAAGGAGACUUGAAGAUGUCCAACGGACACUUGGAGAUGCCCAAAAGGACACUUAGAGAUGCCCAAAGGUCACUUGGAUAUGCCCGAAAGGACACUUAGAGAUGCCCAAAGGACACUUGGAGACGCCCAAAAGGACACUUGGAGAUGCCCGAAAGGACACUUGGAGACGCCCAAAAGGACACUUGGAGAUGUCCGAAAGGACACUUGGAGAUGCCCAAAAGGACACUUGGAGACACCCAAAAGUCACUUGGAGACGUCCAAUGGGUCAUUCAGAGAUGCCCAAAGGACACUUAGAGAUGCCCAGAAGGACACUUGGAGAUGCCCGAAAGGACACUUGGAGAUGCCAAAAGGACACUUGGAGAUGCCCAGAAGGACACUUGGUGAUGCCCAAAGUGACACUUGGAGAUGCCCAAAAGGACACUUGGAGAUCCCCAAAGUGACACUUGGUGAUGCCCAAAAGGACACUUGGAGAUGCACAAAAGGUCACUUGGAGAUGCCCAAAGUGACACUUGGUGAUGCCCAAAAGGACACUUGGAGAUGCCCAAAGUGACACUUGGUGAUGCCCAAAAGGACACUUGGAGAUGCCCAAAGUGACACUUGGUGAUGCCCAAAAGGACACUUGGAGAUGCACAAAAGGUCACUUGGAGAUGCCCGAAAGGUCACUUGGAGAUGCCCAAAAGUACACUUGGAGAUGCCCAAAAGGACACUAGGAGAUGCUCAAAAGGACACUUGGAGAUGCCCAAUGUGACACUUGGUGAUGCCCAAAAGGACACUUGGAGAUGCCCAAAAGGACACUUGGAGAUGCCCAAAGGGACACUUGGAGAUGCUCAAAAGGUCACUUGGAGAUGCCCAAAAGGACACUUAUAGAUACCCAAAAGAUACCUUUAGAUGCCCAAAGGACACUUGGAACAGCUCAAAAGAACACUUGUUGAAAGAGAUGAAACACCAUGUCAAAAUAUUGUUUGAAAAAGUUUUGCUCUGUUUGUAAGAUUAUUUU